This is a messenger RNA of Diabrotica balteata, 318 nucleotides long. Lineage: Eukaryota; Metazoa; Arthropoda; Insecta; Coleoptera; Chrysomelidae. The record is from the annotation of a GenBank genome assembly.
AUGGCCGGUGAAUGUAAUCCUUUUUCACUUGAUGAGGUUCCUACAAUUGUAUUUUACGGGAAAGGCAAAACUGAAGUUGAUGUGACCCUUUUUCAAGCAGAAGAAGCAUCAGCUGCCCUGAAUGAUGACUGUUCUGAUAAAGAAGAUGAUGGAGAUAAAGAUUAUGAAGAGACUAAUAUGUCAACAUCAGAUGAGGCUGAAGUAGCAUUAGAAAAAGGAGAAAUUCGUCAAAAGACUAAAAAAGAGGAAAAAACAAAAAACUAUCUGGAAGACUGGAAAUGUUGUACAUCCAAAUGGUAUUUUCGAUCGAUCAAGUGA